Brassica oleracea var. oleracea is the source of this 246-nucleotide messenger RNA. RefSeq names its product putative fructokinase-8. Gene Ontology annotation, molecular function: fructokinase activity. Gene Ontology annotation, biological process: fructose metabolic process. The record is from RefSeq and is a predicted model, not a curated record. Gene Ontology annotation, cellular component: cytosol. The transcript is spliced from 3 exons. Lineage: Eukaryota; Viridiplantae; Streptophyta; Magnoliopsida; Brassicales; Brassicaceae. The coding region runs from base 1 to 246 and encodes 81 amino acids.
AUGUCUCUGUGGCAUCCCAAUUUGAAGCUCUUGCUUGAUUUUCAUGGAUCUACUGGAGCUGGAGAUUCAUUCAUCGGCGCAUUUCUAAGCCAGAUUGUUGAUGAUCAGUCUGUACUCGAGGAUGAAGAGAGAUUGAGAAAAGUGUUGAGGUUCUCGAACGUUUGUGGAGCAAUCACAACGACCAAGAAGGGAGCCAUUCCAGCUCUUCCUUCAGACUCUGAAGCUCUCUGCUUUCUUGGGUUAUGA